Parasteatoda tepidariorum (common house spider) is the source of this 1383-nucleotide messenger RNA. Its product is annotated as prostaglandin reductase 3. Gene Ontology annotation, cellular component: mitochondrion. Lineage: Eukaryota; Metazoa; Arthropoda; Arachnida; Araneae; Theridiidae. The record is from RefSeq and is a predicted model, not a curated record. Gene Ontology annotation, molecular function: 15-oxoprostaglandin 13-reductase [NAD(P)+] activity; zinc ion binding.
CCAGUGACAAUAUCUGUGCUGUGAUUGGUAGAAUAGAGAAGCGUAGUCUCGCCUGGGAGAGCCAGAGCGGGGUUCUUAAACACAAUAGAAUAUUGAGCUUAUGAGUGUAAACAACACUUACUCUGCGUGUUGUAUUUCUUAACUUCUAUUCCAGAAUUCAAAAUGUCUUCAAAGCCAAAAACUCAUAGGCGAAUGAUGGUUCAGAAAUUAACCACUAAUUUCCGAGAAGCUGUGGUCAUUGAAGAAGUUGCUAUUUGCUGUCCUUCAAAAGGGGAAGUUUGCGUAAAAAACAAAUACGUUGGAAUUAAUGCUACUGACAUUAAUAUUACAAAGGGGAGAUACUUCACUGACGGAAAACUACCAUUUGCGAUUGGGUUUGAGGGCGUUGGAGAAAUUGUUGAAAUAGGUGAAGGGGUCGAAAAUGUUAAAGUUGGUCAGAGUGUUGCUUAUAUGUCCGGUAAUCUCAAUGCAUAUGCUGAAUACGCGUGUGUAAGCGCAAAGGAAUUAUUUCCUUUACCAGAAACCAAACCAGAGUAUGUUGUUUUAUGUGUAAGCGGUAUGACAUCUACCAUUGGCAUGGAUAAGUCUGCUCGUAUAAUGGCUGGAGAAACAGUGUUAAUUACUGCAGCAGCUGGUGGAGCUGGACAUAUCGCUGUGCAAUGGGCGAAAGCAGCUGAUUGUCAUGUUAUUGGAACUUGUUCAUCCAAAGAAAAAGAAAAACUUUUAAAAGAGCUUGGAUGUGAUAGAGUUAUUAACUAUAAAACAGAAGAUCUUGAUGAAGUUUUAACCAAGGAAUAUAAGGAUGGUGUAAAUGUCAUAUGGGAGACAAUUGGUGGUAAAAUUUUCGAAACUUGUUUGAAGCAUUUAUCUAAAAAAGGUAGAUUGAUUGUUGUUGGAGGAAUAACUGGUUACAAAAAUGAUAGCUCGGAAGGUCUUCCUAAAGUUGAUCUUUCUAAUUUGCCAAGUCAACUGUUAUUCAACUCAUCAGCUAUUCAAGGCUUCCUAGUGCUACACUAUGCCGAUUGUUUUGCUACGUAUUUUAAGUAUAUGAUGGAAAAUGUUCAAAGCGGUAAACUGCGAGCAAUUGUCGAUAACGGGGCAACGACAACUGGUGAAGAAUUUGUUGGUUUAGAAGGUGUCUAUAAAGGGGUUGAGCAUCUUCAUUCAGGCAAAAGUAUUGGCAAAGUUGUUGUUAGAAUUUCUUAAAGGAACAGUUUAGAGCAAAAAAUGUAUUUUCGAAAAAGAUUUCUUUUAUGGAAUGAUGACUUAAGAAGAGUAUAAAUGGUAUAAUUUGCUUGAAUAAACUUUGAGCUUUCAUGCAUUUUGUCUCUUGUUUCUGUUAAAGAAUCAUGAAUUUGUUUGAAAUAAAAUUUUCUUUUUUAA